AUGGCGGCGUUGUUAGUCCCGGUGAAAUGUGGAUUUCACUUUCAAAGACGAAAAUGUGCACUUUUACUUCAACAGGCAAGUUCGCAUCAUAUUUGGAGAGGAAAUGACAAACUUCACGGCAAGCAACGGAAACAACAGACUACGUAUUUGCUGAGCCCCAACCUGAGGACAGCCACGUGGACUGUCAGCAGGAGUGAUAACAGCCGGCGGAUACUGGAAGCUGCAAAGCAUUUGCAGGUGACGGAGCGGACAUGUUGGCAUGGGAACGCAGGUGGAAGACUAAACGCAGACCCCAGAAAUGUGUUGAAGGAGGUGAAUUCCAGGAUCAUCCUCUCCAACAUGUUAUCCUAUGUCUGGCCAAAGGAUCGGCCCGAUCUGCGCGCUAGAGUAGCCUUAGCCCUGGGGUUACUGGCUGGUGCCAAGUUUACCAACGUGAUGGUGCCGUUCAUGUUUAAAUAUGCUGUGGACGAACUCAACGGUCUAUCAGGAAACAUGUUGAAUCUCAGCGACGCCCCCAGCACUGUGGCUACAAUGGCAACCGCCGUUCUGAUUGGCUACGGCGUGUCCCGUGCCGGCUCUGCCCUCUUCAACGAGCUGCGUAAUGCAGUUUUCGGGAAGGUGGCCCAGAAUUCCAUCCGCCGCAUAGCUAAGAACGUGUUCCUGCACCUGCACAACCUCGACCUGGGCUUCCACCUGUCCCGCCAGACGGGGGCGCUGUCCAAGGCCAUCGACCGGGGAACCAGAGGGAUCUCCUUCGUCCUCUCGGCCAUUGUCUUCAAUCUGGGACCGACCAUGUUCGAGAUGGGCCUGGUCUCUACUGUCUUGUAUUACAAGUGUGGUGCGGACUUUGCGGCUGUGACUCUUGGUACUCUGGGAGCAUAUACAGCCUUCACCAUCGCGUUCACACAGUGGAGGACUCGUUUUAGGAUUGAGAUGAACAAAGCAGAUAAUGAUGCUGGCAACGCCGCUAUCGAUUCUCUACUUAACUACGAGACUGUUAAGUAUUUCAACAAUGAGAAAUAUGAGGCAGAGAGGUACGACGGUUUUCUGAAGGUCUAUGAAGCCUCCUCCCUGAAAACCACCACCACUCUGGCUAUGCUGAACUUUGGACAGAGUGCCAUCUUCAGUGUUGGCCUGACGGCUAUCAUGGUGUUGGCCAGCAAGGGCAUCAUGGCAGGCUCCAUGACAGUUGGGGAUCUGGUAAUGGUCAAUGGUCUGCUCUUCCAGCUUUCUCUUCCUCUUAACUUCCUGGGCACUGUGUACAGAGAGACACGCCAGGCUCUCAUUGACAUGAACACCCUGUUCACCCUGCUCAGUGUUGACACCAAGAUCAAGGAGAAGGAUCUGGCCCCUCCUCUCCUCGUGACCCCCCAGGAAGCCACCAUCAGGUUUGAGGAUGUCUACUUUGAGUACUUGGAGGGACAGAAGGUUCUAGAUGGGGUCACCUUCGAAGUGCCAGCUGGGAAAAAGGUGGCCAUUGUAGGAGGCAGUGGAUCUGGAAAGAGCACGAUAGUGCGAAUGUUGUUCCGCUUCUAUGAGCCCCAGAAAGGGAACAUCUACAUUGCAGGACAGAACAUCAGAGAUGUGAGCCUGGACAGCUUGAGGCGGGCUGUAGGAGUAGUGCCCCAGGAUGCCGUGCUCUUCCACAACACCAUUUUCUACAACCUGCAGUAUGGGAACAUCCACGCCACCCCAGAGGAGGUGCACGAGGUGGCGAGGCUCGCAGGGCUACACGAUGCUAUUCUUAGGAUGCCACAUGGAUAUGAAACACAGGUCGGGGAGAGGGGCCUCAAACUUUCAGGCGGAGAGAAGCAGCGUGUAGCGAUAGCCAGGGCCAUUCUGAAGAACCCUCCUAUUCUUCUUUAUGAUGAAGCCACAUCCUCACUGGACUCCAUCACUGAGGAGAACAUAAUGAGUUCGAUGAAGGGUCUGGUCCAGGAUCGGACAACAGUGUUCAUCGCUCACAGAUUGUCCACCAUCGUAGACGCAGAUGAAAUCAUUGUUCUCAACAAGGGGAAGGUAGCUGAACGAGGAGAUCACCACUCCCUCCUGGCCACGACGGGCUCCCUGUACGCUGACCUGUGGAACACCCAAAACAGCCGGAUCCUGAACAGCAAGAGCGGGGUGGACGCGCCUCCACCAGAAAGACUGAGCCAGAAGGAGGCCGAGAGGAAGAAACUGCAGGAGGAGAUCAUGAACAGUGUCAAGGGCUGUGGAAACUGCUCCUGUUGACAGGAGAGACAAGGGCAGGAGGUCCCACCUCCACCGACACCUCCUUCCUAUCUUCAUCACCAGCGUGCACUCAGCCCCUCCCCCAGCUCCUCCUGAAAAGGUGAUUGGUGGAGGAAACUAUGGAAGGCCGUCAUUGGCUGCCUACACAGAGGAAUAGGUCCCAUCCUACAGAGAACAUGAAGUGUCACUCACCACAUUGUCUCUUCAGAUGCUUGUGGGUGACACCUUGUUGUGUUGCUCUGUGCUCCUCUCACUUGUUCCCGUGAACCACGUCGACGCGACUGGAUGCUCAUCAGGCUGAAAUUGACCACAAUGCAUCAGGACCAGCGCCAAGGCAACCGUUCUGUGACGAGUUCCAAUGCUCGUGGGUAGUUAACUGAACUUGGAUCGGGUAUUCUCUUGAAUGACACUCUGGUUCACUGACAUCUGAAAUUGUUAAUUGACUCAGCAGGUGACGGGGACUCAUUUGGACUGUCAGAACUGGGCAAGAGCGAGACGGGGAGACAUUGUUCUGCAAAUCGGUUCAGCCAAACAUAAGAUGAGUGAGAAGGUGGAAGACAUUGAUCAGUAUGAUGUUUGUCUCCAUGGGUUCUGUUCUUGGUGGGUGGUUGAGGUCCCUUUCAGAGGUGGUGUUGGUAUUUCUAACUGACCCUAACCUCUGUAGGAAGUAGAGAUAUGCCUUGAUAACAUAUGUUGACAGAAUUUAUUUGUUAAUUAUUUUUACAUAUAAUUAGGAAGGUAUGUAGGUGUUUUUUGUUAAGGAUGUGUAUAUUGUCUAAGUCAGGAUUCAAAGGUUUCUCAAGACUAAACCUCUGUCACACAUUGUCCAGGUAUCUGUGGCUAUAAAAUGUAUUUUUCUCCAACAAAGAACAUCUACUUGUAUGAAUCAGUCAUUUUGAAGGUUGCAACAAGAAUCGCACUCUUUAAAUAACAUAAUUACAAUCCAGGACGUACGUUACCAUCCGAAGGACUCAAAGGUCAAGAAUAUCUACACACUGGUGACCACUAGAAGCCUCUGUUUUUAUAUAGCUGCCCUGAACACAUCCACCACCACUGACAGAGUAAUCUAAUUGGCUGACUAGUCUCCGUAUAAAAUACACCUGCAUAUUAAAAAGAUAAUGUAUGAAAAAACCUUAUUGAAGGUUUUCUGAUUAUUCUGUGUACAUGUGAUAUUGAAAAUGUAGUCAUUCUCCCUCAUGGCCUCUGCCAGAUAGACAUUCUAUAGUCCAACCUAUCAAAUCAGCGGACUGUCUCAAUGGCAGUUAAUGUUCACGUAUUUGAAUGAAACCCUCUCUGGUCUGCAGAGGACACUGGAAACAACACAGGAGUACGACCUUCAUCCAUCCUACAUACAUAUGCUCUUCUGAACACCCAGAAGCUUCUUUUCUAGGACUCAUUCAAAUUCUAUAUCUACUGCAUGUGAAUGUGGAAGACUGUAUGUAUUUCCUGAUUAAUGUCUAAUUUUCCUGGGAUAUUUGGGCAGAUUAGAAGGUUUUACAGUUGGUUUUUAACCCUUGUUCUGUUGUCUAGGGUGCUGAACACAACACGCCAUCAUGAGGAAUACACACCCUCGCUGUAUGUACUGUACAUAUGCCCCAAUAAAAUGAUUGCCGAGAAAUCAGAAUGAAAUAUCGCAGCUAAUGAUCUCUGUUUUAUAACAACCUGUCGAACCUGUACGUGUAUUUUUGCUGAAGAGUUACAUUUACUGUCACUCCUGUUUUCAGUCCAUUUUUCGCCCUACGAAGACCACGGCCAGCCCUUUGUCCUAUCAUGUUGUUAUCAUAUGUUAUUUGGGAUCCUUUUCUCCGUACAGAAUCUGUUUCCAUAUGUCUAUAUCCAAUACAGACCAAAACAAUGUUUGUGAAAUACUAUUAACUCAUUCUGCAGAUAAUGUGAUUGCUAUUAUAACAAUAUGUUUGCAAAUUGUGCUUUAUGGUGGAAACGAGUAGAUGAUUAUAUACUAUUAGCUGUGCUAUAUAUGUAAUAUAUGUAAUAAAUACAUGACAUAAAAGGUU
Esox lucius (northern pike) is the source of this 4247-nucleotide messenger RNA. It is a transcript of the gene abcb7, whose product is annotated as ATP-binding cassette, sub-family B (MDR/TAP), member 7. Gene Ontology annotation, molecular function: ABC-type transporter activity; ATP hydrolysis activity; ATP binding. Bases 1 to 2232 code for a protein of 743 amino acids. The transcript is spliced from 16 exons. The record is from RefSeq and is a predicted model, not a curated record. Gene Ontology annotation, biological process: transmembrane transport; intracellular iron ion homeostasis. Lineage: Eukaryota; Metazoa; Chordata; Actinopteri; Esociformes; Esocidae. Gene Ontology annotation, cellular component: mitochondrial inner membrane.